Messenger RNA from Opisthorchis viverrini, 586 nucleotides. RefSeq lists its product as hypothetical. Gene Ontology annotation, cellular component: endosome. Lineage: Eukaryota; Metazoa; Platyhelminthes; Trematoda; Opisthorchiida; Opisthorchiidae. The coding region runs from base 1 to 372 and encodes 123 amino acids. Gene Ontology annotation, biological process: late endosome to vacuole transport via multivesicular body sorting pathway. The transcript has 4 exons. The record is from RefSeq and is a predicted model, not a curated record.
AUGCGCGGCGUUCAAAUUGCUUUGGCCGGUGCGUGUUCUUUCACCUUUUUGCUUCUAGCUUGCGCACUUCCUCAAUAUGCUGUUUGGUGGCCAAUGUUCGUACUGAUCUUCUACAUAUUGACGCCUAUACCGGUUUUUAUAGCUCGUAGUCAGAACGAGGCCAAUACAGUGCGGGAUAUUUGCGCCUUUCUAACGGUCAUUCUGAUAUUCUCAGCCUAUGCAUUGCCCAUCUUGUUGGCUCGAGCUCCACUCGGCUCUCCAGCAAUACAAUGGGGAGCAUGUGCGCUUACGCUGACAGCCAACACUCUGAUGUUUGCAGUCAUCUUCUGGGUUCUCCACUUGGCACUGAAGGGCGAUGACCUGUUCAAUUGAUCCUUCCAAUAACUUUCUUUUGCAUCCAUCCUAUUGCUGUAUGUUAAUCUUCAACCCGGCAUUUCUUGGUGAACAGUCAAAAUCCUCUGUCCGCUUGCACCAGUAAAUAGUGUCACGUUGAUCCACCAGAUUUUUCAGUCUACCGGAGCUUUUUGUUACUUUUUCUGUCAUAUUGUGAACCGUAGUAUUUAUCGACGCAAAUUAGACACAAUUG